Molecule: messenger RNA, 1689 nt
Organism: Rana temporaria (common frog)
Lineage: Eukaryota; Metazoa; Chordata; Amphibia; Anura; Ranidae
Gene: FOXP1
Product: forkhead box P1
Exons: 6
Coding region: 570-968 (132 amino acids)
Source: RefSeq, a predicted model, not a curated record
GUGAGAACAGAAGGCUGUCAUCAUCGUUUCCAGCUGUUUCCAAUUGCUCCAGCGUGCAGACUUUCCAGAAGUUGCAUCCAGCAGAGGAGCCCAUCCACUACUCCGGGGCUGUGUGCUCUCCCGGCCGCUCUGCUGAUCUCCCGGCCGCUCUGCUGAUCUCUCCCAUGCUGUCAUACAGCGAGGCAGGUACAGCUCUCAGCAGACAUGUGAGUUGAGCCAGUUACUCAUUUGCUGGAGUGUUUGUGUUUAUGCAAAAGUGGGCCUCUUCCUGCAUAUUUAAUCUAGAGUAAGGCAGUGGCUUUUGUUGUGUUUAGACCACAUGCCUUUAGUCCUUCCGUACACUGACGCUUGUGCGAAAGCACACACACAGCCAAGAACAGUAACUUUCCUUCCCUUUGGUGGAUUUAAAGUCGCCGCUUUGUGCACUCUUUUCACACUGCCGUGCAUUGGCAGGCAAACCCCAGCCGCUGACUCUUCUCAUGAAUGGGGUAAAGAGAGUGACCUUUUUUGGGUGGUUGUGACUGAAGUUUGCUUUGCAGAAGCAGCUACUUGUAUAAGGGCUUUGAGUCAUGAUGCAAGAAUCUGGGACGGAGACAAAAAGUAACGACUCAGCCGCGCAGAACGGCGGAAGCGCCGGUAACCACUUAUUGGAGUGCACGUUACGCGAGACGCGCUCUAACGGCGAGACGCCUUCUCUGGAAAUAGGUGCCGCAGACCUCGCACAUCUUCAGCAACACCAGUUUGAGCUCUGCUGUUCGGGGGAUUCCAAGAGACUGAUACCAAGCCAAAUUCAGGCUUUUCAAGUUGCACGGCAGCUAUUAAUACACCAGCAGCAAGUCAGUGGAGUAAAGACCCACAAGAGGAAUGACAAGCAACUACCCCUACAGGAUACCACUGCCAAUAGAGAUGGGCUGGAUACAAAGGAGAGAGAUGAGACAGAUAAUAAGGUAAAUAUCAAACUAAUGUAACUGUUUGUGUUGCCUGUUCAAGAAUAGGAGAUAUAUAUUGAACUAGACUUGUGAAAAUAUGGCUUUAAAGUAAACCUGUGCUUUGCCCCUACAGUUAAAUGCCAGCCAUUUCUGCUGCUUAUUCUUGCAUACUCUUUGCUCCCCAGUCACUCUGCAGGAGUUAUUAGAAGAAUCCCUGUAUGGUCAUUAGGUCCCUGGUGUCCAACCUGUGGUCCAAGUGCCAUGUGUAGUCCUUUGCAUGCUAUGCUGUCCUUUUUGGACUUUAGUAGUGGGAGCAUUGAUUUGCCAAGAGGAUGUAAUGACAGUCAUCUCUAACAGUCUCACCUAAAUUCCCCAGUGUCUGAAAGUCUUCUGCAGCAUGUGUACAGUCUACAGCAAAAACCAAUCAAUUUGACCAGAAGUUAUGGAAAGCUAUAUUUGCCCCCCCUUCCCCUACAUUAUAGAGCUUGGGCCUGGCAAAUGCUUGCUCAGGCGCUCUGUGCUGAAUUAUAGAGAGAGAAAGAAAGGGAGAAUUAUAGAAAGGAGUCCUAUGAUCCCUCUUAUGCAGAUGUUGGGACAAUUUCUCUUCACUUCAGGCAUGCAAAGAAAGCAGUGGAGAAGAGAAGGUGUGUACCUGAAAACGGCGAGGGAGGAGGGGGGGCGGGUUGGCCCAAGCAAGCAUUUAAUUGAACCAGUUUCCAUACUACAACAAGUGUCAGGCCUCGUACACACGACCGAGGAA